This is a messenger RNA of Microthlaspi erraticum, 741 nucleotides long. The record is from the annotation of a GenBank genome assembly. Lineage: Eukaryota; Viridiplantae; Streptophyta; Magnoliopsida; Brassicales; Brassicaceae.
AUGUAUCAGUGGAACUUACCGUACCGGAAAGAUGACGUGGAAGCCGGCGGUGGCUCAAGGCCUUUAUACCCAACUAUGCUUGAAAAUCCCGAGCUCCGGUGGGGAUUUAUACGCAAGGUCUACUCCAUAAUCGCCUUUCAGCUUCUAGCCACCGUCGCCGUCGCCGCCACGGUGGUCACCGUCCAUCCAAUUUCUCGGUUCUUCGCCACCACCGGCGCUGGAUUAGGUCUCUACAUAGUCAUCAUCAUCACACCCUUCAUAGUGUUGUGCCCGUUGUACUAUUACCACCAGAAACAUCCGGUGAAUUACUUUCUCUUGGUGAUUUUCACUAUGGCUCUGGCUUUUGUCGUUGGAUUGACUUGUGCCUUCACCAAUGGGAAAGUGAUUCUUGAGUCAGCGAUCUUGACAACGGUUGUGGUGCUUUCACUCACCUUGUACACAUUCUGGGCUGCUAAGAGAGGAUAUGACUUCAAUUUCCUGGGACCUUUCUUGUUCGGCGCUCUCCUCGUGCUUAUCGUCUUUGCCAUGAUACAAAUUUUCUUCCCAUUAGGGAGAUUGUCGGUGAUGAUCUACGGUUGUUUGGCAUCGAUAAUAUUCUGUGGAUACAUAGUCUAUGAUACAGACAAUCUGAUCAAACGUUACACAUACGAUGAGUAUAUUUGGGCAGCUGUUUCGCUCUACCUAGACAUCAUCAACCUCUUCAUGUCUCUUCUUACUGUCUUUAGAGCCUUGCAAAGAUAA